Molecule: messenger RNA, 1311 nt
Organism: Enterobius vermicularis (human pinworm)
Lineage: Eukaryota; Metazoa; Nematoda; Chromadorea; Rhabditida; Oxyuridae
Source: the annotation of a GenBank genome assembly
AUGAAUAAUCAUACAGACGACAAGGUUGAGUAUAGAUGUGGAAACGCAGGAACAGUGCCUGAAGAAUCUGAUUCAAAAGACGAGGAGAAAAAACAGAAGGAUGGGAUUGAUUAUGACGUGGAAGGACCGAGUACAAGUGUUUCUGGUGGCCACAACGAGGUGAAUGGUUUUAAAACAGCAGAAGGGUCUUUCGUUACCCCACAUUCAAAGUCCGGUCAUUUAGUGCAACGCGUUUCUUAUGAGAAAACCAAGGAACAGGAUGCGGAGGGGAAUGUUGAUGAAUCAGGCCUUGCUUCUAAGGACGACAUAUUUCUUACGGCAAAAAUUGAUGAGUUCGGAUUUAUUCAUCCAGCUAAUUCGCUGGUUCGCGAAAAUCGAUUUGACCCUAAAAAGCUGCGGAAUCGGGAAAAGAAGUGGUUAGAAAUGUUAUCAAAUUGGUCGUAUUAUAUGACUGAAAAGUAUGAAAAGGUUCGGGAAAGGUGUCGUAAAGGCAUACCUCCUUCCCUUCGCGGUAGGGCAUGGAAAAACCUCUGUGGGGCUUCUUUUCAUAUGGACUUUGGUGUUAAUAAGGACGUUUUUGACGAAGUUUUAAGGCAACCAGGUGAUCCUCGUUUUUUGGAUGAAAUCAGAAAGGACUUGAGCAGGCAAUUCCCUCAACACGUUAUGUUUUCUCAUAGUGGACCGUAUGGUGAAGGAGGGAAAAGUGAUCUGUUUGAGCUCUUAAAAGCAUACACUAUUUUGCACCCUGAAGAGGGAUACUGCCAGGCUCAGGCUCCAAUUGCAGCUGUUCUUUUGAUGCAUAUGCCACUGCGAGAUGCUUUUUACUGCUUUGUUCAAGUGUGUCAUAAAUAUCUCCCAGGUUACUUUAGCGUCGGUUUGGAAAUGAUUCAAAUAGAUGGAGAGAUACUGUCUCAGAUUUUGAGCAGAAAGUCUAGAAGCUGUUACUUGCAUUUGAGGAAAUACCAUGUGGAGCCGGUUUUAUACAUGGUCGAAUGGUUCAUGUGCAUUUAUUGUCGGGCAUUACCCUGGCCGACAGUUUUGCGGGUAUGGGACAUGUUUUUUUGUGAAGGUGUCAAGGUUCUCUUCAAAGUUGCUGUUGUUCUUGUUAAUCAUGUUUUGGGGUCUCGAGAGCAGAGGAAAGAAUUUGGCGAUUUCCAUUCUAUAGUAACUAGACUAAAGAAUCUGCCUGAACAAAUCACUUCAGAAGACUUAUUUAUUGAUAAAGUAGUGAAUUUGGAUCUCGAUGAAGAAGAAAUGGAGAAAAUUCACUACAGAAUAAUGAAAACGCGUCAGAUGCGUUCAGCAACGUAA